Closterium sp. NIES-65 is the source of this 2115-nucleotide messenger RNA. NCBI's taxonomy places the organism in Eukaryota, Viridiplantae, Streptophyta, Zygnematophyceae, Desmidiales, Closteriaceae. The record is from the annotation of a GenBank genome assembly.
AUGCCCAGGAACAUUCUCUGCACCAUCCUGUCGAGCACCUGCUGCAGUAGGAGGGGAUGCGUCACGCUUCACUUCAAGCUCGCCCUCAUGAUCACCCUCACCCUCGCCAAUCCUGUCGCAACGCUCGCCGUCACACUUGCUGUAACGCUCGCCGUCAAGAUCGCCGUCACACUUGCUGUAACGCUCGCCGUCACGAUCGCCGUCACGCUUGCUGUAAUGCUCGCCGUCACGAUCGCCGUCACGCUUGCUGUAACACUCGCCGUCACGAUCGCCGUCACGCUUGCUGUAAUGCUCUCCGUCACGAUCGCCGUCACGCUCGCUGUCACGAUCGCUGUCACGCUCGCCGCCCCGCUCCCCGUCACGCUCAUGCCCUUUCACUUGCAAGUGAUCCUCGUCGGCUACAGCUUCAUGCUGUCGUGUUGCCCCGGUCGCCUGUUGUUUCCCUCUUUUCCCUUUCUUGGCACCACCCCACUCCUCUCACUCCCUUUCUCAUCCGCGCAUCCCCACCGCACUCAUGCGCAGCCCACUGCUCUCACUCCCCUUCUCAUCCGCGCAUCCCCACCGCACUCAUGUGCAGCCCACUACUCGCACUCCCCUUCUCAUCCCGCAUCCACACCGCACUCAUGCGCCGCCCACUCCUCUCACUCCCUUUCUCAUCCGCGCAUCCCCACCGCACUCAUGCGCAGCCCACUCCUCACACUCCCCUUCUCAUCCGCGCAUCCCCACCACACUCAUGCGCAUCCCACUCCUCUCACUCCCCUUCUCAUCCGCGCAUCCCUACCGCACUCAUGCGCAGCCCACUCCUCUCACCCCCCUUCUCAUCCGUGCAUCCCCACCGCACUCAUGCGCAGCCCACUGCUCUCACUCCCCUUCUCAUCCGCGCAUACCCACCGCACUAAUGUGCAGCCCACUACUCGCACUCCCCUUCUCAUCCCGCAUCCCCACCGCACUCAUGCGCAGCCCACUGCUCUCGCCCCCCUUCUCAUCCGCGCAUCCCUACCGCACUCAUGCGCAGCCCACUCCUCUCACUCCCCUUCUCAUCCGCGCAUCCCCACCGCACUCAUGCGCAGCCCACUCCUCUCACUCCCCUUCUCAUCCGCGCAUCCCCACCGCACUCAUGCGCUGCCCACUCCUCUCACUCCCUUUCUCAUCCCCGCAUCCCCACCGCACACAUGCGCAGCCCACUGCUCUCGCCCCCCUUCUCAUCCGCGCAUCCCUACCGCACUCAUGCGCAGCCCACUCGUCUCACUCCCCUUCUCAUCCGCGCAUCCCCACCGCACUCAUGCGCAGCCCACUCCUCUCGCCCCCCUUCUCAUCCGCGCAUCCCUACCACAGUCAUGUGCAGCCCACUCACACUCCCCUUCUCAUCCGCGCAUCCCCACCGCACUCAUGCGCCGCCCACUCCUCUCACUCCCUUUCUCAUCCGCGCAUCCCCACCACACUCAUGCGCAGCCCACUCCUCUCGCCCCCCUUCUCAUCCGCGCAUCCCCACCGCACUCAUGUGCAGCCCACUACUUGCACUCCCCUUCUCAUCCCGCAUCCCCACCGCACUCAUGCGCAGCCCACUCCUCUCACUCCCUUUCUCAUCCGUGCAUCCCCACCGCACUCAUGCGCAGCCCACUCCUCUCGCCCCCCUUCUCAUCCGCGCAUCCCUACCGCACUCAUGCGCAGCCCACUCCUCUCACUCCCCUUCUCAUCCGCGCAUCCCACCGCACUCAUGCGCAGCCCACUCCUCACACUCCCCUUCUCAUCCGCGCAUCCCCACCACACUCAUGCGCAUCCCACUCCUUUCACUCCCCUUCUCAUCCCGUAUCCCCACCGCACUCAUGCGCAGCCCACUCGUCUCACUCCCUUUCUCAUCCGCGCAUCCCCCCCGCACUCAUGCGCAGCCCACUCCUCUCACCCCCCUUCUCGUCCGCACAUCCCCACCACACUCAUGCGCAGCCCACUCCUCUCACCCCCCUUCUCAUCCGCGCAUCCCCAUCGCACUCAUGCUCAGCCCACUCAUCUCACUCCCCUUCUCAUCGGUGCAUCCCCAUUGCACUCAUGCGCAUCCUACCCUUCCCACCCCCGUACGCUACCGCGCAUCCAACGUGCAUACCUCGAUGGCGUUAA